AUGACCGAGGUAUCUUCGGGCAAUCCUGAGGUCGCAAGUUCGAACCUUGCUCAGGGCAGCUUUUUCUUCUGUUAUGAUCAGUUUUUGCCCCCAAUUGGCGGAGCGCAUAUCGUUCUUUCGUCCAUUCCCAAACAGUCAGGCCUAGCAGGACUCAGGAGACCAGGAAAGAGUUCGGGGUAUGCGACGUCAAGAUGGGGUGAGGAGCAGUUUACGAAGCGAAAGAUUAAUCUAGCCCUUCCAGACCGAGUCUUUGUUUACGAAGACGGUGUUCUGAACGUCAAUUUCAAUACCGUGUACAUUACAAACGUAUUCUUCGUACCUGCAUUUAUGGUUCCAGCAUUUCUUCGCAACUUCCCAACCCUCCGUGUUCCGCACGGUGGUUCCCAUAGGUCUCUCGUCCAUGUCUAUCCCUGCGCGCUGCUUCCACUAGCGCACUUCAUUGUCGAUGCCCGUCACAAAUGCGUCUCGCCGCAGGUCUAUGACUCGGAGAAGAUCAUCGGUGGGUAUACGCUUGAGAAUCUGAACAUGAUCUUGCUGGUGGAUGGAGAUGGGAAGGCACGCUUUUACUGCGUGUCGGGGCUCUUCUUCCCGGGAGUUCCGGCAGGGAACUUCCAUUCCGCUAAUCAUACGGGAAAGCUUUUCGAGCACGCCGUCGUUCUCAAUCAACCCGAUGGGACUGGCCUCGGAUGGUAG
Suillus paluster is the source of this 693-nucleotide messenger RNA. RefSeq lists its product as uncharacterized. The record is from RefSeq and is a predicted model, not a curated record. NCBI's taxonomy places the organism in Eukaryota, Fungi, Basidiomycota, Agaricomycetes, Boletales, Suillaceae. The transcript is spliced from 6 exons. The coding region runs from base 1 to 693 and encodes 230 amino acids.